Solanum dulcamara is the source of this 1462-nucleotide messenger RNA. RefSeq lists its product as uncharacterized. The coding region runs from base 585 to 1229 and encodes 214 amino acids. NCBI's taxonomy places the organism in Eukaryota, Viridiplantae, Streptophyta, Magnoliopsida, Solanales, Solanaceae. The transcript has 3 exons. The record is from RefSeq and is a predicted model, not a curated record.
UAUAUUAUUAAGUUAAAAAUAUGUUAUCGUGAUUAGAAAAUGUUUAAAUAUGGUGUGCACUGCUGGACUUGUCUGGGGGCAUCUCUUUCACAAAACUCAAACCACAUUGGCUAAGGGGAUUGGAUUUGUUUAGCAUGCUUCCUCCCUAGUCCCCCCUCCCCCCCUAUAUACCUAUUUCUCGUUUUCUUUCUUUUUCUUUCAAACUCCAAAAAUGCAACAACAUUUGCUUUGAUUUCUGUGUGAUAAAUGAGAAUCUUAAAUUCUUCCUCAUCAGUCCUAAUAAUGCUAUUUUAUUCUUUCCUCUUUUAAAUUUUUUAUUAUUAUUUAUAUAUAUCUUUGGGGGGUGGUCACUUUGGCAGUAUCUACAAGAGGCAAAUUAAAGGUGGGAUGUUAAUAACCUCUCUCAAACAAAGAAAGCCCAAGUCUCCAAGUUUGGUGAUUUGCAAGCUCCUCAAAGUUCUUCUCUUCAAUGAAGUACGACGUUACAGGUAAUAUACAUUCCCAAUUUAUUGAGUCCAAUUGAAGAAACGUCGUCUCUCUUCCUCCUCUUCUUCUUCUGUCUUUUUAUCAGUUCGGUUUUAAAAAUGGAGAAGUUUAUUAAUCAAUACGAUAAGGAAUACAUGAAGAUGGCGAUGUUAAAGCACGAAGAAAUCUUCAGAGAACAAGUGUACGAACUUCAUCGUCUAUAUCAAACUCAGAAAUUACUGAUGAAAAGCAUGUCAAGUACUAGCCGGCCUCUACAACAAGUCAUGAAAGAUCAUCAUCAAGUGGUGGUCAACCAUCUUGAUUCAAACAAAAAGAUUACUACCCGUCAAUGUAUUGACUUGGAAAUAAGGCCAAGUACUGAUGAAGAACACAUUGCAGAAUCAGGUGGUGAAGAUGAUAGUCAUGAAUUGGAAUUAACUUUAGGGCUGUCAAGUUACAACGUUCGUCGCAGGAGAAAAAUAGCUAAUUUUGAUUCUUCUUCACCAAGUUUUUCUUCUUCUAAUUCAACGGGAUCCGCUUCUAGCCAAAUAAAGCAUACUACGACAAAUUUAGCAAGAAAUUUGAGGAAUAUUGAAGGCCAUAAAUGGGGACUUGAAGAGAAUUUACCCGUAUCGAAUAAUUUCCAGCUUGGUGGAAGAACGUCACAAAGUAAUCAAAAUGUUGAUCAAGAGCAAUAUAGAUCACAAGAUUCAUUGAAUAGUCCUCCUUGGCUUUUUCAAGUUUUGAGUUUGAAUAUGACUUGAGAAAAAAAGAGUACUAUUUAAUUAUGAGAUGAUUAGUCGAUCGGAUGUGAUAAGAUUUUAGACUUUCAUCCUACCGAUCGACUACUUAUGUAAUUUAAUUUGUGUGAAUUUUAGUAUGAUCUUUUAUUUCUCCAGUUAUAGUAUUAAUAUUCUGAUUUUCUUUGCUUAAUUUGCUAACGGUAUUUUUGGGAUUCAAAAGCCAAACAAAGUUGCUUUGAUUUGAGUUCUUUGGA